Molecule: messenger RNA, 472 nt
Organism: Pistacia vera
Lineage: Eukaryota; Viridiplantae; Streptophyta; Magnoliopsida; Sapindales; Anacardiaceae
Product: thioredoxin-like 3-2, chloroplastic
Exons: 7
Coding region: 1-453 (150 amino acids)
Cellular component (GO): chloroplast stroma
Source: RefSeq, a predicted model, not a curated record
AUGUCUGCUACAAUACACGCCUCUCUCCAUCUCUUAAAACUUCAACCCACGUGCCCAUUCACGGUCGUACAGCAGCUGGAUGAUGACGCGCCUGUGUCGGUUGAGCUUGCUCGUAUCAGUAGCGAGAGCCAGUUCGAUCGGGUCAUUGCUGAGGCUCAACAGCUUGAAGAAUCUGUCAUUAUUGUCUGGAUGGCAACAUGGUGCAGAAAAUGUAUUUACCUCAAACCAAAAUUAGAAAAGUUGGCAGCUGAUUACUAUCCACGAUUGCGGUUCUACUAUGUGGAUGUCAACACUAUUCCCCACAAGCUUGUUGCUCGUGCAGGCGUCACGAAAAUGCCGACUAUUCAGCUAUGGAAGGAUUGCAAGAAACAGGAUGAAGUGAUCGGUGGCCAUAAAGCAUACUUAGUCAUUAAUGAGGUUCGCCAAAUGAUUGAAAACCAGAGUACCAUAUGAUUAAUGGAACCUAGCCCGG